This is a messenger RNA of Penicillium oxalicum, 2091 nucleotides long. RefSeq names its product mitochondrial distribution and morphology protein. Gene Ontology annotation, biological process: mitochondrion inheritance. The record is from RefSeq and is a predicted model, not a curated record. The coding region runs from base 1 to 2091 and encodes 696 amino acids. NCBI's taxonomy places the organism in Eukaryota, Fungi, Ascomycota, Eurotiomycetes, Eurotiales, Aspergillaceae. Gene Ontology annotation, cellular component: mitochondrial inner membrane. The transcript is spliced from 3 exons.
AUGUCCGCAAACCUCGGACGUCGGCUGUACGCCGAGAUACUGGAAUCGGCGCAUCCGUUUUUCGGUCGCCUACGAUCAAAUCGCAUAGCCCGCCCUCAUCUUUCUUCCAGAACGGCCUCGGAUUCGACUCUAUCCAGCCCGAGAAGCUUGCCAUCAGGGGCAGUGAGGCCCAAUCAACUAACACGACGAUUUGCUUCUGGUGGUCUUCUUGUAUUCGCUUCUCCAGGCUCGACAGCAGCAGAGAACGGUGCUGCCUGCAUAAUCCAGACCAAAAAACUUACAGCUCAACACAUUUGGAAACGAGCCAUACACCCUUCGGUUAACCGUCCACGCGAUAGCGCACCCUCAGAUCGCCCCGAAUCAUCAAGAGAUGACGGAAAAGAAUUUUCUGCCGCAAAACCUAAUGACGCAACUUCUCAGGUCUCGAGUUCGAGCAAUUCGGAAGCUUCGCAACAAUCACCAGCUUCGUCCACCCCUCCACAUCGCCACCACUUGAUGGACCGUUUACCUCAUAUGCCACAUCUGCAUCGACCAACAAAGGAAGAACUUCUUUCUGCGGCUACAGGUUUUUGGUCGCGCCUGAAGGUCCGGUUCAAAUGGUUCUCGAUUCGAAGCGUACGCCCGUUCAACUUGGACGAGAUUGCUGCACUGUUCUCGUGGGUCUUUUUGGGCCAUGUGGUAUGGGUCGUUGUGGGAACAACAACCUUCUUCUCCCUUUUGAUCCUUGCUAUCAAUACCGUUUUUGCUCAAGAAACACUGGCUGGGUGGGUCGGCAACUACCUGACCAAAUCCUCCGGAGUCAAAGUAGUCUUUGAAUCGGCCAUUGUACCCAGAUGGAGAGGAGGCGUAAUUACAUUCAAGAAUGUGUUUGUCUCCCGGCGGCCUGGUCAAGGAACGGGCUAUGUUAGCAAAGGUUCUCCCACGACUGCGGCGGCCGCCGCGGCUGCGGCAGCUCGAGGAGAGAAAGCACCCGAGUCUUCCGCGAUCGAAGAAGAAGAUACUAAUUACACCCAAUUCGACCUCUCGAUUGAAACAGUCAACGUGACUCUGUCUUUUACAAAAUGGCUUAAUGGCAAGGGUCCGUUGAGAGACGUUGAAGUGAAAGGGAUUCGAGGCGUCGUUGACCGGCGUCACGUUCAUUGGCCAGCUGAAGAUCUUGAUCCAAAAUCAUACCGCCAUGAGCAUCACCCUGGCGAUUUCGAGAUCGAUUCGUUUAAAAUGCAUGAUGUUUUAGUCUCGAUCUACCAGCCGGAUAAUUUCCGACCCUUCUCGGUCAGCAUUUUCUCAUGUGAUCUUCCUCAACUGCGGAAACAGUGGCUAUUUUACGAUUUUCUCUCGGCGAACAUGAUGUCGGGCUCCUUUGACAACUCGCUGUUCACGAUUCAUCCGCGCCAAAGCCAUGGCUUCGUUGGUGCCCGAUUGGAAGAUGGGGGAGAGGAAGAUGGCAAGCCCAGUCCAUGGAAAAAACACAACCGUAUUCGGGUAGAUGGUCUCAACAUUGACCACCUCAAUCGUGGCGUCCAGGGCCCUUUCUCGUGGAUCCACGAAGGAACCGUGGAUAUUGUUGCGGAUAUCAUGCUCCCUGCUGAAAACGACGAGAGUAUUGCGAAAGUCAUGGCAGAUUUCUAUGACCGUUUGGAGGCUACGGUCACGUCCAACAAGUAUUCCGAGUCAUUGCCUGUUGACUCCAGUGAGGACCCUAAUUUUCUCAGCGAGGCCGACAAGCGCUUCAUUGCCAUGGAUUUGCGCGUUCACCUCAACAAUGUUCGGGCGGCGGUUCCAAUCUUCACCCGCGACCUUUCUUACAUCAACAACGCUCUCAUUCGACCCAUCGUGGCAUACAUCAAUUCAAAGCGCACUUUUAUACCCAUCAACUGCCGCCUCGUGAAGAGAGCAAGUGACUUUGAUGGGAGCUGGACCAUCUUCGACAGUGGUUUGAUGGACGAUUUGUCUGCUGCGACCUAUGACGCAUUUUCGCGGGAUAUCGUUGAUGACGAAGCGCGCAAGCGGCGCUUCAAGAAAGUAGGCUUCUGGUCCCUCCAAUUGGCCGCCCAGGCUAUUUUCAUGGGUAUGGCCGGUAAUAUCGCAUGA